AUGGCGUCUCCUGCUUUGACUGGUAGACCUGCUAGAUGGCAGAUGUUGUUGUCCGAAUUUGAUAUUAUCUAUGUGAGCCAAAAGGUAAUAAAAGGGAGUGUCAUAGCCAACUUUCUUGCAAGUCGUUCCUCGGAAGAUUAUGAGUCUUUAAACUUCAAUUUCCCGAAAAGGAAUUGUGGCAGUAUUAAUUUCCCCAGAAGAGAUCUACUAUCCUUUCACAAGUAUAUUGGAAUUCUUUUGCACCAACAACAUGGUCGAAUACGAAGCAUGCAUCAUGAGGUUAAAAGCAUCAAAAUGCUUAAAGUAUAUGGAGAUUCCUCAUUAGUCAUGUAUCAACUAAGAGGAGAAUGGGAUACAAAGGAACCAAAGCUAAUUGGAUACCAGAACUUGGUCCUCGAGCUAUUGAAAGAAUUUGAGGAUGUCACAUUCAAGUAUCUCCCCCGAGAAAACAAUCAAAUGGAUGAUGCUUUGGCUACAUUGGCUGCGAUGUUUAAAGCUAAUAAGAAUACAGACAUGAUGCCAAUAAGGAUGCAAGUAUAA
This is a messenger RNA of Hibiscus syriacus, 540 nucleotides long. RefSeq lists its product as uncharacterized. The transcript has 2 exons. Gene Ontology annotation, molecular function: RNA-DNA hybrid ribonuclease activity; nucleic acid binding. The record is from RefSeq and is a predicted model, not a curated record. Lineage: Eukaryota; Viridiplantae; Streptophyta; Magnoliopsida; Malvales; Malvaceae. Bases 1 to 540 code for a protein of 179 amino acids.